AUGUUACCAAGACUCAAUAAUGAAAACUGAAUGAAUAUCAUCAUUAUUAUUAUUAUUAUUAUUAUUAUUAUCAUUAGUAGUAGUAGUAGCCUAGUAGUAGUAGCAGUAGCCUUAUACUUUGAUUAUUAUUAUCAUUAUUAUCAAUACUACUACUAAUGAUAGUACAAUACAAUAAAUAAAUAGGAUGAUGCAGUAUUGAAAUGUGUGAUGCACUGGUGUGUAUUGUGUAUAUUGUAUUAAUUAGUGUAUAUUUGGUAUAUUUUUGUUGUAUAUUUCCAUAGAUGUUUAUUCUAUAGAUGUUUAUUUUUCUGCUGUGGUAAAUGAAUUUCCCAGUUGUAGGAUAAAUAAAGUUAAUCUAAUCUAAUCUAAUCUAAUCUAAUCUAACACUUUAACUGAGGGAAUUUGCUUUCAAUAAAGAAUAAAAUAAUCAUUUAAUCAUAUAUUAUAUCAUCGGGUGGGUUUUUACUCAUGCAUUAAUGUGAAAGCAGUAUUUUAGUAUUAUAAUUGCUCAUUGUUGAGCUAAACUGAAGCACAUAUUUAUAUUGGUGGGCAGUUUAAUGGAUAACAAUAGUCUGUAUCAUCUUUUGUAUAUCUAAUAUCAAAAUAGUUACUGGUGUCAGAUAAAUGUUGGAUGUGGAUUAAAGAGUGCAUUUGUCCCUCAAAUGCAGCAUAAAUGGAAAUCCUCUCGUAAAGAAUAUUAUUUUCUGCCUCUGAACUUGGACAAAUCAAAUCCAGCCAUAACUUUUAUUGAGCAGACUAGGCUUCUAUCCAAAGCAUCAUAAAAAUUUUAAAGUUUUAAAUUCUAAAUCUGAUAUUAACUACUAACAACUCUGCCUCCUCCUACUUCUUCUUGCCAAACUAGGAGGUACUCUUCUGGUAAAACUUUGCACAAGCCAAUAGCAUACGAGGGGUGGAGAGGUGCAAGUUCUAAAGAGCGUUAAAGAGCUAAAAAAGAAAAUAGUGGCUCGUCAAACUCUGUCUCGCUUUGGAAGAGGGUGUGGAAAGGAAUGGCAAGUUCAAGACAAGAAAUGUGGGAUUUUACUUGACUUCGUGGUGAAACAGUCAUCCUGCAGAGCCGUGCGCCUUUACGCACGGAAUUUCGGCGACGGUAAAUUCUUGCAGCUUUUUUACUGGGCAAACAUGACAGAAGAGAUCAAGUCAUUGACGGAGCAUCCAUGCAGUCCAGUGGGCAGCGACAGCUCCAUGUCCCCGCAUGGUUCGGAUUCAGAGUCUCUAGUUUCUCCGGCAGGGUCGGACGCACAAGGGACUGCGUCUGGUAAUACGCAUAAGGUUGAGAGCAGCACGGAGGAUGAGCGCUUCCCAGCCUGCAUUCGCGACGCGGUGUCACAGGUGCUGAAAGGUUACGACUGGUCGCUGGUACCGAUGCCCAGUCAAGGGGAGAGAGGGCUGAAAAACAAACCUCAUGUUAAACGACCGAUGAACGCUUUCAUGGUUUGGGCGCAGGCAGCGCGCAGGAAGCUGGCGGACCAGUAUCCUCAUCUGCACAACGCUGAGCUCAGUAAGACGCUGGGUAAACUGUGGCGGCUUCUCUCUGAAACAGAGAAGCGUCCUUUCGUCGAGGAGGCAGAGAGGCUGCGGCUACAGCACAAGAAGGACUACCCAGACUACAAGUACCAGCCUCGGAGACGCAAGAGCACCAAACCGGGUCAAGGGGACUGUGGAGCAGGACUGGUCCAGCAGCAGCAGCAUCAACAGGGCUUGUAUAAGACAGAGCCGGGGGUGGCCAGGCUGGCUGGAACGGGGGAUGUACACCAUCAUUAUCAUCCAGACAGGACAGGUCAGUCUCAUGGACCUCCAACACCUCCCACUACCCCUAAAACCGACCUCCACAUAGGAAACAAACAUGACGCCCACCGGCUUGUGGACGGCAGCACCGGCUCCGCUCCUCCUCCCAGCCGUCAGAACAUUGACUUCAGCAACGUGGACAUCUCCGAGCUCAGCACUGACGUCAUCAGCACCAUCGAUGGAUUUGACGUCCAUGAGUUCGACCAGUACCUGCCUCCCAACAACCACGGCUCCGCUGUUCUAACCCCGCCAGAUACCAGCCACACACAUAACAACCCCUCUGGAUCAUUCAUCCUACCCAGCAUCCACUCCCACAGCAUUCCCCCUUGGACUCCCAAAACUUCUGGUGCGUCUUCUACUGGAAUGCCACCAUCUUCUUCCAGUCGUGACACCCAUGGGCCCCAUGAGGACACCAGCAACAAACCUCAGAUUAAAACUGAGCAGAUGAGCCCAGGUCACUACAGCAGCUCCUCCUCCUCCACUCCUCCGCCACCACAACCAGAGUACACCUCCCUCAGCUCGGGUGCCUGCCCUUACCCAAGCUCCUCCACAUCUUCCUCCAACCAAUCUGACCACACUGACCUUCAGAGCUCCACUUUCUACAGCGCCUUCUCUGGGUACCCUGCCGGUCUGUAUCAAUACCCGUACUUCCACUCCUCCAGAAGGCCCUACGCCACAUCGCUUAUCAACAGCCUGGCCUUGGCACCACCUCCGCACAGUCCGCCCUCUGGCUGGGAGCAACCUAUCUACAAAACACUCACCAGGCCUUGAAGAAGAGGAUACAAUAAAUUUAGUCAGUUUUCAAUUUAGUUUGUGAAGGAGCUUAAAGACAAUUUUUGGAGAUUUGCUGACAUUUUUAUCUUAUUAAGAAUUAUUUUUCAAAGGUUUAGACCAGUCUGGAUUUGCGAGGGACAGUGCUAGCAGCUGUCAGCCAAAUGGCUCAUAUUGUGCGUCAAUGUACUAUUAAAUUAGUUCAUUUUCAUGGAAAAAAAAUUCUAAAGAACAAAGA
Messenger RNA from Seriola aureovittata, 2815 nucleotides. Its product is annotated as transcription factor Sox-8-like. The record is from RefSeq and is a predicted model, not a curated record. Gene Ontology annotation, cellular component: nucleus. The coding region runs from base 1141 to 2577 and encodes 478 amino acids. Gene Ontology annotation, molecular function: RNA polymerase II cis-regulatory region sequence-specific DNA binding; DNA-binding transcription factor activity, RNA polymerase II-specific. The transcript has 3 exons. Gene Ontology annotation, biological process: morphogenesis of an epithelium; negative regulation of transcription by RNA polymerase II; neural crest cell development. Lineage: Eukaryota; Metazoa; Chordata; Actinopteri; Carangiformes; Carangidae.